This is a messenger RNA of Linum trigynum, 1757 nucleotides long. NCBI's taxonomy places the organism in Eukaryota, Viridiplantae, Streptophyta, Magnoliopsida, Malpighiales, Linaceae. The record is from the annotation of a GenBank genome assembly.
ACUAUACCAAUUCGACCAUUAACGUUUAACCGUUGCUAUAAGAACCGAAUCAGAUCAACGGGUGGGCCAGUAGACCCGCCAAACCAGUUAUGAUAUGCAGGCCGAUCCAUUGCUUGGAUGACUAUUGAUGGACCAAACGAUUUUCACGCUUCAACAUAAAAUCAGAUGAACCACCACGGUGUAACUGGUGUAUUAGUUCACUAUUUUAACCACAAAUUUUUUUAAGGAAAUAAUUUAACAUACACUAAGACCAUCAAAGAAGAAUUAUUAGUUUUAUUUCUGUUUCCUCUUCUUAUUUUCCAACCUCGUUGUUUACUUUACAUGGUCCGCUAUCGACUGGCACCAAAAUUUAGCUUCAAUUAAUAAAAUUAUAAUUUCUUUUAUGAGACGAUUUGGAUGCUUUGUUCAAUUACUUUUCCAAUUCAAUGUACGAUCUGGUUCUGAAAACAGGGAUUAACUCACUUAGCGGAACAAUGGUCGAAAUAGGUUUCGCGAGAAAAUGGAACCACCGUUCGGAUUUUAUUUUCUUGCCAAAUGAACGCGGGAGCCUCAUUACGACCCCCUGGAACUGGAAGAAUAAUUACCUUCUUAUCGAGUGGAGUGACACAGUAUACCCCCAAAAUUGCCGGAGCCGAUUAGAGGAACGCCGGGAGCUUUCUCCAAGAGGAUCUUCAGCAGCAAUUCUCCACAAGAGCAAGCCGACCGAUUAAUUGACAAAAUGCCUGUCAGGGUGGUGGAAAGCUCAGUCCCUUCUCAAGUUUCAGGGCCGAACUCCGGGCACCAUUCGCCGCAGAUUUCUUCCCUGUUGAGCGUCGGGCAGGCCUUUUCUGGAAGUCAGAAUGUUUCUAGCUUACAAAAACAAGAGGCUUGGAAAGUUAACGUCCGAAUUCAAGGAUGUGAUUUGGAUAGGGGUUAUCUAUGUGGCACUAUGGAAGCUCUUAAUGUUCCAAUGGCAGAUACACCAGUGGUAACUUUCUGGGAAGGGGAGAUUGUUGACAUCAAGAACUACACGUUCUUCACUGGGAAAUGGGAGGCAAUGCCAGAUGAUGAUAUAAAGCACUGGACCAAGUUUCCAUCUUUUGCGCCGUUUCAGAGUCAAGUUCAGGCUGAUGGCGGCAAAUCUCUGGAUUUGAGUAACUAUCCAUUCAUAUUCAUGAGAUGGAAGGAACAGUACUUUGUGAACGUCGGAACUGACUGUGGAUUAACCAUAGCUGGAUUUUACUAUGUAUGCUUCUCUUGCGCUGAUGUUACCAUCAAUGGCUUCUAUUAUGAUCCUAACAGCAGCCCGUUUCAGAAGCUGGAACUCAAAUCGGCAAACGAGGGGAAAACAGGCUUCAGUUUUUCGUCCUACGAGUUACAGUGAGAUCGGACACCGCCCCCCCUUGUUGCACGAGAAUAAUGAGCACCAAAGAUGUUGAGUAGUUUUUAUCAGCUUUUGUGCUGCGUCUUUCAGUGUGAAAUGUUUAGUAUGUACAAGUGGCUUUGCAGGAAGAAUCUGAUCCAGCCCGGGGCAAGCAACUCUGUUCGAAUGUUUUAUCGACUACGGACAUGAAAUAGGUUUUCGUUAACCUUGUUGAUGUAACAACGGUGAUAGAUGUUUGACCUGGUUUAGUUUCUGUUAUGUUGUGAUACCUGUCUGAACAUUUUAGUACCACAGCGAUCAUAUGAGUUGUGAAUCAAAUAGUCUCACCGGUCACCGGUUCGAUUAUGGUUUCACAGAAAACUCCGCUGGACAGAAAGAAAAACACAGAGAAAAG